This is a messenger RNA of Triticum aestivum (bread wheat), 657 nucleotides long. Its product is annotated as cysteine-rich receptor-like protein kinase 6. Lineage: Eukaryota; Viridiplantae; Streptophyta; Magnoliopsida; Poales; Poaceae. The record is from RefSeq and is a predicted model, not a curated record. The transcript has 3 exons. Gene Ontology annotation, biological process: protein phosphorylation. Gene Ontology annotation, molecular function: protein kinase activity; ATP binding. Bases 148 to 657 code for a protein of 169 amino acids.
GAGGGAACUGUAUACUCUUGAACAGCCAGACAAUCGAUGAUGGACUAUUUUAUCGCGAGACCAAUUUUCUAAUGAGUGUUAAGCGCCAAAAUAUAGUACGUUUUCUAGGUUACUGUGCUAAUGCAGAGAAUAUAGCCUUUAAAGUGAAUGGAUCAGGAAAAUGUGGGAAGUAUUUGUAUCCGGAGAUUAGAGAAAGAUUACUCUGUUUUUGAGUAUAUCAGUAAAGGAAGCCUUCACAAUCAUCUUACUGAUGAAUUAAGAGGACUUGAGUGGCAUACACGUUAUCAAACUAUAAAGGGAAUUUGUGAUGGUCUACAAUAUCUUCACAAGGAAAAGGAUGUUGUUCAUAUGGAUCUUAAACCUCACAAUAUACUGAUGGAUGAUCUCAUGAUACCAAAAAUUACGGACUUUGGUGUAUCAAAACACCUUGAUGGAAUAUCACAAGCUGUUACUGGAGGAUGUCAUGUGUCACUAGGAUAUUGUGCUCCAGAAUAUCUGCACCGUGGCCAGGUGUCUUUCAAGUCAGACAUAUUUAGUCUGGGUGUUAUAAUUAUAGAUCUCGUGACUGGACGUAAGGAGGAUCCUGAUACUAAAAUUGUAAGACUCGUUUUAACUAGGAAUUUCAGAUUUCCUUGUUACCACAACUCCGGAGUUUAG